This is a messenger RNA of Varanus komodoensis (Komodo dragon), 4866 nucleotides long. RefSeq names its product dispatched RND transporter family member 1 (gene DISP1). Gene Ontology annotation, cellular component: membrane. The coding region runs from base 261 to 4856 and encodes 1531 amino acids. NCBI's taxonomy places the organism in Eukaryota, Metazoa, Chordata, Lepidosauria, Squamata, Varanidae. The record is from RefSeq and is a predicted model, not a curated record. The transcript has 8 exons.
CGCCCCGGGAGCAUCCUCUCAUGCCUCCGCGCAGUCGCGCCUCGCUCUCGCCAAGCGCUUCCAGCCUCUGGGGCAAGUUCGGGCGGGUGUUUGAUCUGGUAUAAUUUCGGUUCAGGACUUGCGGCGGGCCAGAUGAAAUUAAGCGACGGGCCGCAUCCGGGGGUCUGUUUGAUGACUUCGAAGAACUGCAGGUUUCAACUGGGAUAGGCAAUUGAGACGCUAGCAAACAAGCAUUUUACGCCACACCAGAACUUGGGAGCAUGGCUACGAGCAAUGGAAACAGUGACUCGAUAGUUUUGAGCAAUGGCAGCAUUCCAAGCAACACAAACCCAGAUCUCCUCUCAACCAGCGAUGGCACGGUCACCGUCCAAAACCUCCCACCCAAGGAAACCACAGGAAGAACAGUGAGUGCAAAUGGGUGCCUUCAGCUCAAUGGCAUGCUCAAAGCAUCAUUUCUGCCUGUAGAUGACCAAAGACCUCCGCAGGUGUUGCCGCAGUGCUGUCGCCCUUGUCCAUUUCAUCAUCCACGAAAUAGCCAUAGCAACCUUCAAGAAUGUCUCUCUCUGGCUGGCCACCCAGCACCAUCUCCAGUAACUUCCUGCUGUCCUAACCCUCACACUGAAUAUUCCGCCUCUGCUUGCCCCAAACACCCUCCCUUGUAUCCGCCUGCCUGCUGCCUUCAGUCUUCGCCCUCAUUCUGCCUACAUCAGUGGCCAGAACAUUUUCAGCACCAGCCUGCACAGCAACAUAUAUCCAGUAUACGGCCAGCAAGAACAUUAACAUUGCCCAAAAGCUAUGCAGCUCUGAUAGCUGACUGGCCUGUAGUGGUUUUAGGCAUGUGCACUGUAUUAAUUGUGGUGUGUGCAUUGGUUGGAAUCCUAGUCCCAGAUCUUCCAGACUUCUCUGAUCCAUUAUUGGGUUUUGAGCCAAGAGGAACUGCUAUAGGUCAAAGACUGGUCACUUGGAAUAAUAUGGUGAAAAACACCGGCUAUAAAGCAACCUUAGCAAACUACCCUUUUAAGUAUGCAGAUGAGCAGGCUAAGAGUCAUCGAGAUGGCAGAUGGUCAGAGGAUCACUAUGAGAGAGAGAGAAGGGAAGCAGACUGGAAUUUCCACAAGGACAGCUUUUUUUGUGACAUUCCAAGCGAUCGCUAUUCCCGGGUGGUGUUUACUUCAGCAGAUGGAGACAACUUGUGGAAUUUACCUGCUAUAAAAUCAAUGUGUAGUGUGGAUAAUUUGAGGAUACGAUCCCAUUUUCAGUUCGGCGAUCUCUGCCAGAGGACCACUGCUGCGUCAUGCUGUCCCAGCUGGACCAUAGGCAAUUAUAUCGCUAUUUUAAACAACAGAUCAUCCUGUCAAAAGAUUGUGGAGAGAGAUGUUUCUCACACGCUGAAGCUGCUCCGUACAUGUGCCAAAUACUACUACAAUGGGACCCUGGGGCCAGAUUGCUGGGAUAUGGCAGCCAGAAGGAAGGACCAGCUCAAGUGUACGAAUGUGCCUCGUAAAUGUACAAAGUACAACGCAGUUUACCAGAUCCUCCACUACCUGGUGGAUAAAGAUUUUCUAAGCCCAAAGACCAUGGACUAUACCUUACCAGCUUUAAAGUACAGCAUGCUCUUUUCACCUACUGAAAAGGGGGAGAGCAUGAUGAAUAUUUACUUGGAUAACUUUGAGAACUGGAACUCUUCUGAUGGAAUAACCACCAUCACAGGGAUUGAGUUUGGAAUAAAGCAUAGCUUGUUCCAAGAUUAUCUUCUAAUGGAUACCGUGUAUCCUGCUAUAGCCAUUGUGAUUGUCCUUUUAGUCAUGUGCAUCUAUACCAAGUCCAUGUUUAUCACACUGAUGACCAUGUUUGCAAUAAUUAGUUCCCUGAUUGUUUCUUACUUCCUUUAUCGGGUAGUAUUUAAUUUUGAUUUUUUCCCCUUUAUGAACCUUACUGCACUGAUUAUUCUUGUCGGCAUUGGAGCAGAUGAUGCUUUUGUCCUGUGUGACGUGUGGAACUACACCAAAUGUGAUAAGUCCCACGCUGCAACCUCCGAGACAGUGAGCAUCACCUUGCAACAUGCCGCCCUUUCCAUGUUUGUCACCAGUUUUACCACCGCUGCUGCCUUCUAUGCCAAUUAUGUCAGCAAUAUUACCGCGAUCCGAUGUUUUGGUGUGUAUGCUGGCACCGCCAUAUUGGUGAAUUAUGUCCUAAUGGUAACGUGGUUACCUGCAGUUGUCGUGCUACACGAACGGUAUUUGCUCAAUCUAUUUAGUUGCUUCAGAAAGCCUCAGGCAAGGGUGUACAGUAACAAAAGCUGCUGGAUGGUGCUGUGCCAAAUGUUCCGUAAGGUUGUUUUUGCAGGUUCAGAAGCAUCAAGGAUCUUCUUUGAAAAAGUGUUGCCAUGCAUUGUUAUCAAGUUUCGCUAUAUCUGGCUGAUCUGGUUCCUAGCCUUAACUGUCGGGGGUGCUUACAUAGUGUGUGUGAAUCCAAAGAUGAAGCUGCCAUCGCUAGAGCUUUCGGAAUUUCAAGUGUUCAGGUCUUCUCAUCCUUUUGAACGCUACGAUGCAGAAUUCAAAAAGCUCUUCAUGUUCGAGCGUGUGCAUCAUGGGGAGGAGCUUCAUAUGCCCAUCACUAUUGUCUGGGGGGUGUCUCCUGAGGAUAGUGGGGACCCCCUAAAUCCCAAGAGUAAGGGAAAGCUGAAAUUAGACAGCACAUUCAAUAUUGCAAGCCCCGAGUCGCAGCUCUGGAUUUUGAAAUUUUGCCAGAAGCUGAGGAAUCAGACCUUUUAUUAUCGAACAGAAGAGCAAGAUUUCACAAGCUGCUUUAUUGAAACAUUCAAGCAGUGGAUGGAAAAUCAGGACUGUGAUGAGCCUGCUCUUUAUCCCUGCUGCAGCCACUGGAGCUUUCCCUACAAACAGGAGGUUUUUGAAUUAUGUAUCAAGAGAGCCAUCAUGGAGCUUGAUAGGAGCACAGGGUACCAUUUAGACAGCAAAACACCUGGCCCCCGAUUUGACAUAAAUGAUACCAUCAGAGCUGUGGUACUGGAGUUCCAAAGCACCUACCUCUUCACCUUGGCCUAUGAAAAAAUGCAUCAGUUUUAUAGAGAGGUGGAUACCUGGAUUUCAGAUGAACUGAGCACCGCUCCUGAGGGCCUCAGCAGUGGUUGGUUUGUGAGUAAUCUAGAAUUCUAUGAUCUGCAGGACAGUCUCUCUGAUGGUACUUUGAUUGCCAUGGGCCUUUCCGUUGCUGUUGCUUUCAGCAUAAUGCUGCUUACAACUUGGAAUAUUAUAAUAAGCCUUUAUGCAAUAGUCUCAAUAGCAGGAACCAUUUUUGUUACUGUUGGAUCUUUGGUUCUUCUGGGCUGGGAGCUGAACGUGUUGGAGUCUGUCACCAUUUCUGUCGCUGUUGGCUUAUCGGUAGACUUUGCUGUCCAUUACGGAGUCGCCUACCGCUUGGCUCCUGAUCCUGAUCGAGAAGGAAAAGUCAUCUUCUCCCUCAGCCGCAUGGGUUCAGCUAUUGCAAUGGCUGCCCUGACCACAUUUGUAGCUGGUGCAAUGAUGAUGCCUUCUACAGUUUUAGCAUAUACUCAGCUCGGCACCUUCAUGAUGCUCAUAAUGUGCAUUAGCUGGGCUUUUGCAACUUUCUUUUUCCAGUGCAUGUGCCGUUGCCUUGGGCCCCAAGGUACCUUUGGUCAGAUCCCUCUACCAAAACAACUGCAAUGUAGCGCCUUUUCACAGGCAUUGUCACCAAAGCAAGGAGACGGGGAACAAACCAAAACUCAUGCUGCCAGUAAAUAUCAGUUGGACUUCAGAGGAAAACACUCAGACAUGGAGCAUGAGCAUGAACAUUAUGAGCUAGAGCCUUUAGCAAGCCAGGCCAACAACUGCAUGGUGACAGAGAGGCGAACAUAUGAAGAAACACACGUCUGCUCUGAGCUCUUCAAUGGUAGACUUGCCAGUGGACGUUCUCUUCUCCAGCCAGCCUGUAAGAAUGAACUGAACCUAAAUGGUAAAAGUGAAUCUGGCUCAGCUGGGACAUCUUCUGGUGAGCAAGUUACUGCUUGUCACCUGCUGUGUCAAAACCAACAGUGCUCUUGUUCAGAUGCAUACAAACCUGUGGCCAUGAAAUGGAGCCCCUUCCCGUGUCAGCAACUGAAUGACACUUUAUACUGUCAUUGCUCUCCAUCUUCUGGAAAUGUGCACAUCCAGAAUUCUGUAGUUCCCAUUAAUGCCUUGCAUCAUUCUUCAGAUGGUUAUGCUAACACAGUCCAGCAUGUUUUCCAAUGCAGUUGUCUUCAAGGAAGAUUGAAAAGACCCCCCGUUCAGAAUUCACUCCCCAGAAACAUAUUUCUCCACUCAGUGCCCCAUUUUCAGUCCCACAGCCUUCCCAAUACUGAGGAGAACUUGAGAACUCUUCCAAAGGAAGCAAAUUCUUCUCCAUUCAUCUGCCAAAGUGCUGGUUUGCUCCCAAGGUCUUGUUGUGAAAUGGACAGAAGCAGGUGUAAUAAUCAGAAGGGACUCUGUAAUAACUACAGAGACAAAUGGGACGCUAGGAUCACUGAAGUCAAUGGAAAUGAAAGCAUGAUUUCUGCAUCAAAGCAAAACAAGCAAGCCGAAAUGGAGGGAGUCCAGGAUCUACUGCAAACUGCUCCGGGUACAAAGGCUAUCCAGAAUGAGUGGAAAUGUAUGGAAAACAAUACAGCAAUUGAGCCUGGUUAUGAGCCUUGCCCUGAAAAUCCACAAUAUUGUCACCAAACCAUAACAACCAAGUGCAAUUCUGUUGAGUGUCAUAUGCCAAACUCUGAAGUCCAUGUGCCUGUUCUGUUAGCACACCCAGAACUUUCUAACGAAAGUUUGCUAAUAAAAACAUAAUAAAUCUUAA